Lethenteron reissneri (Far Eastern brook lamprey) is the source of this 2583-nucleotide messenger RNA. RefSeq names its product 14-3-3 protein gamma-A-like. The record is from RefSeq and is a predicted model, not a curated record. NCBI's taxonomy places the organism in Eukaryota, Metazoa, Chordata, Hyperoartia, Petromyzontiformes, Petromyzontidae.
CGCGCCCUGCGCUCGCGCCAGCGGAGUCUGAACGCGCGCGCCGCGCUCCCCUCUUCCUCUCCAGCGACCAGCCGCGGUACCGCAAUCGUCUGCAGGAGUUUAUAGCUCGACAGUUGCGAGAGAUUAGACAAGAGAGAGAGAAAAAAAUUAAGACAACCGUUAACGAUCAUCGGUGAAGGCUCGAGUAAUUGAAUCCUAAAGUUGUUUUUUUUUCUCCGAGGAGGUAACAAAAACCCCCCUUGAAAAAAAAAAUAGCCUUAGCGAUUUAAACGAAAAUAAUAAAAUAAAGCAAGACGCGUAAGAUGGCCGACCGUGAGCUGCUGGUGCAGAAGGCCCGACUUGCCGAGCAGGCGGAGCGCUACGAUGACAUGGCGGCCGCGAUGAAGGCGGUGACCGAGCUCAAUGAGCCGCUGUCCAACGAGGAGCGGAACCUGUUGUCCGUGGCCUACAAAAACGUGGUGGGAGCGCGGCGCUCGGCCUGGCGUGUCAUCUCCAGUAUCGAGCAAAAGACGGCCGGUGAUGGGAGCGAGAAGAAGCAGGCCAUGGUGAAAGCUUACCGCGAGAAGGUAGAGAAGGAGCUGGAGACUGUUUGCCAGGAUGUUCUUGACCUGUUGGACAAGUUUCUCGUGAAGAGUUGUGAUGAUUCCCAGCAAGAAAGUAAGGUCUUCUACCUGAAAAUGAAAGGCGACUACUUCCGCUACCUUGCGGAAGUGGCGGCGGGUGACAAGCGCGAUGGUGUUGUCCUCAACUCCGAGAAGGCCUACAAGGAGGCCUAUGAGAUCUGCAAGGAGCAUAUGCAGCCCACGCAUCCCAUCCGCCUGGGUCUGGCCCUCAACUUCUCCGUCUUUUACUAUGAGAUCCAGAACGCGCCUGAGCAAGCCUGCGAGCUGGCCAAGACGGCCUUCGACGACUCCAUCGCCGAGCUUGAUUCCCUCAACGAAGAUUCCUACAAGGACUCCACGCUCAUCAUGCAGCUUCUGCGCGACAACCUAACGCUGUGGACCAGCGACCGGCAGCAGGAUGACGAGCCGGAGGAGGAGAAGAAUAAUUAGGCAGGGCAGUCUCACACUUCACUGUCACUACCUACGCAGGGGCUUAACGGGGGUUGUGAGGGGCACACAGGAUUUCACCAGCCAUUUACAGGCAACCCACAUUCCUCUGCUUGGUGGUAUUGUCAACAUUUGUUUUGUUCCUUUCACCAGCUGUUAGAUGCAACAGUCAUUCCACAAGCUAAAAAAGUGAAAAAAAAAUACCUGGCAAAGAUAAAUUUGAUUUUUAGCUACAUUCGAAGCAUUGUCAAUUGGUAAAAUGUCUCCUGGUUUUCCAGGUGUGCAUACAAUGUUGGCCAAAAAAAAAUCUUGAUUUAAGAAAAGAUCUAGCUUGGAAUGGAGUCCCCUGUUCGUUGUUUUGUGAUAAUGCAUCUUGCACAUUAGCUCAAUUUAUACACAAGCAUGUCAAUUUAUAAACUUCAACAUUACUUGGCACACCUUGAGUAAGAUUGGCUUUGUUGAUGAAUUCUAGUGUUGAAUAUUCAUGGUUCUGGCAAAUAUUUUUCUUUUUUGCAUAUUUAAAUGGUUUAAUCACUUCCUCUGUUAGCUACUGCAUACAAGUGUUAUUCACUAUGUCCACCCCAUUAAAAAAGUCGGCAAUUCACUGUGGGUAAAUCACUGCCACCUGUAACAACUACUGUACACAUCACAUUUAGGCAGUAGGAUGUAGCCAAUUACGAUUUAACUGUACGUGCUUACACUGUACAACAUCCAGUUUAAGUGCUCUGCUUUUCUCGCCACGGUAGGCCGUAGCUACUUGAUGAAUGGUGAGACAUUCCCCAAAAAGUUAUUCUCUGCAUGUAACAGUAUACACGAUCUUUUGCCUUAGCAGUUUUUUUCAUUUGAUUAAAUGUGGGAAUUUCCUUAAAUAUUUUGUUUAAAAAAAAAGUUAGCCUGUUUCUGAUAUCCUGCAGUGCAUUCAUUUUACUAAGUGGAUUUGUUGUUUGUGAUGGUAAAAUUAAAACAAUAAAAUUAGUUAAACACUGUAAGAAGACAGUCAAUUGGUCUGUUUUGUGUUAUUCUCUUUGUUACACAGAGCAUAUAUUUGGUCAUUAAUGGUCUGUAAUGGUUUUUUAAAUAUUUAAAAAUGUGCAUUCAAGUAAUAUUCAAAUGCUUUCGGCAAGUAAAAUAGGCCAGUCUUGGGUAGAGGGAUUGGUGGGUUUGGGGGGGGGGGUGUUGUAGACUGGGGGGGGGGGGGUACCCCUUGAUUAAAGUAUUAGAUUCCCCUAUCCCUUUUCGUCCUGUGCAGUUACGCAUUUGACAUUGCAGCAGGCAUGACUGUAGACUUGUGCUGCCUGCUAGGGCAAGCUAAAGAUCGUGAUUCCAGCUCCAGAGUAGUUAAGGCUUUCUCGAUGCGGUUUCCUUGACUGCAAGGCUUCGUUGUCUGCAGUGUUUGAGCUGUUGUGGUGUGUGCUGUGUGCAGUUUUUGGGAACUAAGCGGCAGAGUGGCUCCUGCUUGACCUUCAGUAACAUGGCUUGGCAAACUGUUGCUUCACAAACAUGUAGUGGGACAAUAAUAAAUGGCUCUGUGGCA